AAGUAUUUCAAAAUUCGAAUUCAAAACUCAGAGAGAGAGCAAUGGCGCCGAAAUCCGAAAUCAAGGGUUUCUACAAGCAACAGAAGAAGGGCGGCAUCUCCAAGGCGAAGCCCAAGUCAAAGACUGCUUCUUCUUCUUCUUCUUCUACCCCCAAGCACUCCGCCUCUUUCGGCGCUAAUCUCACUCAACCUCCGGCCCUCGUCUCCCAUGGCUCCCUCGAUUUACAAGAUGAAUAUGAUGAGAAAGAGGUUGUGUUGAGGCAAUUUGACAUGAACAUGGCGUAUGGACCGUGCCUUGGAAUGAGCAGACUGGAGCGAUGGGAGCGUGCCAAGUCUCUUGGCAUGAACCCUCCGAAUGAUCUUCUGCGCAUCCUUGAAGGCAAGAAUGCUCGACAAGAAUGUCUGUGGGACUGCCGUGUUUAGAAUAAUACUGUCUUCCCAUUCAUGCUGCUUGGCUUUUCCUAGUAGUUUUCCUUAGCUGUUUCUGUUUAACCCCCCAUGUACAGCCCCUGGCUGUUCUUGUAGUUCUUGCUUGCACUUUUUUUUAUCUCUAAAUAUUAAAAUCUUGGCAGCCAUCCUUGGCCUCAAACAUCAUUCUCUUAUAUAUUUUGUGUAACAUUUUGGUCUUAGAUGACUGCGUUUACUUC
This is a messenger RNA of Ipomoea nil (Japanese morning glory), 646 nucleotides long. RefSeq lists its product as uncharacterized. Gene Ontology annotation, molecular function: DNA-directed DNA polymerase activity. Lineage: Eukaryota; Viridiplantae; Streptophyta; Magnoliopsida; Solanales; Convolvulaceae. Gene Ontology annotation, cellular component: delta DNA polymerase complex. The record is from RefSeq and is a predicted model, not a curated record. Gene Ontology annotation, biological process: DNA-templated DNA replication; DNA synthesis involved in DNA repair. The transcript has 2 exons. Bases 42 to 422 code for a protein of 126 amino acids.